Phytophthora sojae is the source of this 483-nucleotide messenger RNA. RefSeq lists its product as hypothetical. The annotation marks the transcript as partial. Lineage: Eukaryota; Oomycota; Peronosporomycetes; Peronosporales; Peronosporaceae. The transcript has a single exon. The record is from RefSeq and is a predicted model, not a curated record.
AUGGCCACUCUGGACUCAGCGCCUGCGUCUCCGUCUCUGUACUUUGCCAGCCUUCAGCCCGAUGAUUUCCUGAGAUGGGUGCACGAUCUCAAGGCCCCCAAAACUGGUUUGCAUCUGUUCUACAACACGUACAACAUUAAGCGAGCAGUGUUUCAUUAUCUGUGUGAGCUCUACGAGUGGAGGGUGCAUGAAAAUUUUGAAGAGAACCUAUCGACAUACAUUAGCGGGUUGAAGCGAACACUUGCCAAGGACGAAACAGCGAAGGCCGGAAAAGAAAAAGAGCCUAUUCCAAUGCGUCUUUAUCGCCGUCUCUCAGAAGUGAUGCUAAGGUCUACAACGUGUUAUAUGGUGUUUGCGAGGACGUUCAUGCUGUUAACGUGGAAUUUGAUAGCCCGAGGUUCGAGGACUGCGGCAAUCUGCUUCUCGCAUUUGGGAUGGGCCGAAGAUGCCUUGCGCGUGUAUUUCACUAACUCAAAGACAGAU